Messenger RNA from Linum tenue, 769 nucleotides. NCBI's taxonomy places the organism in Eukaryota, Viridiplantae, Streptophyta, Magnoliopsida, Malpighiales, Linaceae. The record is from the annotation of a GenBank genome assembly.
UCCCAUCAUCCAUUACAACAAUACACACACACAAAAAAAAUACUCAUAAUAUGAAGAUGGCUUCCACCAAGACAUGUCACGGCCUUCUCCAGUUCAUGGUGGCAGCAACCUCUUCCAUCAUGUUAAUGUCUUCACUCUGUCACCACUCCCAUGCUCAGAACACGGCGCAGGACUACGUGAACGCCCACAAUGCUGCUCGAGCCCAGGUCGGGGUGGCCAACAUCACGUGGGACGCGACGGUGGCUGCAUACGCCCAGAACUACGCCAACGCCAGGAUAUCAGACUGCAGCUUGGUCAAAUCGGGAGGUCCCUACGGGGAGAACCUAGGCAAAGGAAGCAGCUCCGUCUUCACCGGGACCGCCGCCGUGAACCUCUGGGCGGCGGAGAAACCGUACUACGACUACGCGUCGAACGCGUGCGUGGGAGGGCAGCAGUGUUUGGAUUACACGCAGGUGGUGUGGGCGAACUCGGUGAAGUUAGGGUGCGGCAGGGUUCAGUGCAACAACGGCUGGUGGUUCGUCACUUGCAACUACGAUCCCAAGGGCAACGUCCCUGCCCAGCGCCCUUAUUAAUUGAAGGAAUGCCUCGUCAUAAUUACGUAUAUGUUUAAUCAUCCCCACCCAACCCAUAUAAGGUAUAAUAUAUGUAUGCCACGUGCAACCCAAAUAAUAAUACUAAUAAUACAUAUACCAUGUUCCAUCGUUUUAUAUAUUUAUACUAUUUAGUCCUUAUUUUGCUUUCAAGUGAUAAUGUAUUUUUUUGUUUUUGU